This is a messenger RNA of Prorocentrum cordatum, 357 nucleotides long. Lineage: Eukaryota; Dinophyceae; Prorocentrales; Prorocentraceae. The record is from the annotation of a GenBank genome assembly.
GCGCCCGUCGCGGCGCUGCACGGCCAGGUGUGGGAUUGCCCUGUCGUGGAAAAGUAUGCGCUGCAGCCGCAGCCCGCUAAGAAGGUGGACUUCAUCUUUCGUGCUGAGGCUCCUGCACUCAUGCCCGCCCAGCUUGUGAAGGCGACUGGUAUUGUGUGCACUUGCGGCGCCGCGGCAUUCACCAGCCCUGGAGCGGUCGUUGCAGGGUUCAGCGUCAUGUUCCUGUCGUCGUUCUUCUUGUGCCUGUUCGCCGUGUCUCUGCGGCGCCUGGGGCUGCGGCGCCUGGCGGCGAUGUACAUGCAGCUCCAGCUGCAGGGCGCGAGCCUACUCGCGUGCUUUUUGACGCUGGGCACAUAG